This is a messenger RNA of Micromonas pusilla CCMP1545, 1073 nucleotides long. RefSeq lists its product as uncharacterized. The record is from RefSeq and is a predicted model, not a curated record. Lineage: Eukaryota; Viridiplantae; Chlorophyta; Mamiellophyceae; Mamiellales; Mamiellaceae.
UCGCCUCGUAUGGACCCUCCCUCGACCCUCAGCUCGCGCGCGAGCAGUUUGAGGUGGUAAACAUGAUGAUAUCCUCGCGGCGGUGCAUCCGCGAGCGCGAGAAGCUUGGGCUCGAGGGACGCGCGGCGGCGUCCGAACGGACGGCGGCGUCCGCGUCGUGGACCAACGCGGACGACGUGUUUUCCAAGUCGGUGCGUUCGCUGCGCGGCGCCGGCGGCCCGACGACGCUCGUCGUCGCGCCGCGGCUCGAGGACGCGCUGAGGGCGAUCGAGCGCGCGAUCGAGAAGUCUACCACGUCGGCGUCGAGUAGCCACGUGGCGAACGGCGAUUGGUGCGAGAUUGAGCUCGAGGGCCUCGUCGCGAACGCGCGCGACUCGUUGCGGCGAUUCGAACGCGACGCGCGCGGGCUCGUGACGCAGCGGACGUUCAACCCGGCGUUCAUCGUCGCGGAUAUCGCGCGCGGGGAGUGGGACGUCGCCGUCGGCGUCGUCCGCGGCUUCGUCGCGCGGUUGCACGACGCGUACGUCAAAGCCGUCGACGCCGUGUGUUCGCACGAGGAGACUACGAACGCCCCCGCCGAAGCCGCUUCGAUUCGCGACGAGAACGUUUGCUCGCGGUUUCGCGACGCGAAGGCUGCCAUCGCGGACGUUUCGAGGCGCGCGACGCGGCUGCGCGUGAGGCACGGCGCCGAAGAAGCGAUCGACCUCGCGCACGGGACGUUGGACGUGCUGUGUAACGCGCGAAUCGACGCGAACGACGCGACGGGCGCGGCGAAGUACGCGCUCUUACUGUUGAGGGACGUCUUGGAACGCGGCGUUUGAUUUCCAUAACCUCGCGCCGCACGACCCCGCGUGCGAGUGCCCUCGGAAGUUCCUCGCGCUGUCGAGCGACGACGAGAGCGCCGACGUCGGCGUCGGCGUCGCGCGCGGCGGCGGGCGCGACGGAUCGAGUUACGAAUGGGAUAUGAAACGGCACGGCGCCGGCGCGCUCGGCGGCGCGCGCGCGAUCGCGGUGAUGGUUUUUUUUAUGCUCGCCGCGGUGCGAGUGCUCGCGUGGAAGGCGUGGACGGCGGC